Molecule: messenger RNA, 339 nt
Organism: Arachis duranensis
Lineage: Eukaryota; Viridiplantae; Streptophyta; Magnoliopsida; Fabales; Fabaceae
Exons: 4
Coding region: 1-339 (112 amino acids)
Source: RefSeq, a predicted model, not a curated record
AUGGAGAAGGGUUCCUUGGGAGCAUUAGAUGGCACUUAUAUUGAGGUGAUAGUCCUCGAGUCCGAGAAGGCAAGAUACCGAACAAGAAAGGGUAAAAUUUGCACCAAUGUCUUAGGUGUGUGUAACCGGGAGAUGGGUUUUGUCUAUGUACUCAGUGGAUGGAAGGGAUUGGCGUCUAAUUCACAGAGUAUGGAGAUGGAUCCGGAGGAGAAAAGUAGCAUAUUUGAUGAAUUUAUGCCUGAUGGAGACGAAGAACAGGAUGGAAUGAUUGAUGUGGUGAAUAUGGAGAACAAGCACAUUUGGAGUGAUGAAGAGACUAAUGCUUUGUUGGCUUCAUAA